Equus caballus (horse) is the source of this 2507-nucleotide messenger RNA. RefSeq names its product MAF bZIP transcription factor F (gene MAFF). Gene Ontology annotation, cellular component: nucleus. The record is from RefSeq and is a predicted model, not a curated record. Gene Ontology annotation, biological process: regulation of epidermal cell differentiation; regulation of transcription by RNA polymerase II. Lineage: Eukaryota; Metazoa; Chordata; Mammalia; Perissodactyla; Equidae. Gene Ontology annotation, molecular function: RNA polymerase II cis-regulatory region sequence-specific DNA binding; DNA-binding transcription factor activity, RNA polymerase II-specific.
CGGGGGAACGGCGCCUGGCCCGGCGCCCGCGGGCCGUGCGUGCGCCGUUUGUUUACGUCGGAGCGCGCGGGCGUGUGUCCCUGGCGAGAGCCCUGGGUCUCCUGCCCGGGCGUGCGCGCGCGGGGUCUUUCCAGGGGGAGAGCGAGCGAGUGUGAGUGUGAGAGUGUGUGUGUGUGUGUGUGUGUGUGAGAGAGAGUGUGUGUGUGUGUGUCCCUGUGUCCGUCUCCGCCCGCGCGCUUGUGUGAGUGUGAGUGUGUGUGUGUGCGUGCGUGCCCGCCCGCGCUCCCGGGCCGCUGAAGACCCCGGGGCCCGCGUACCAGCGGUGCGCCCCUCGGAGGCAGCGUGCCCGCGGGAGUAAACGCGGAAUACGGCCCGAGCGAGGGGAGCGGCCCCGUUCGCGGUCACACGGCGUCCGGGAAUUCUCGCCCGGGCUGUCCCCUUCCCACCAGCCGGCGGCGGCCGGGCCCUUGCUCUCCCUGGAGUUUCCCAGGGCCGCGGCCAUGUGACCGCGGUGUUUGUCCCGCGCCCAGAGCGGGCGCCUGCAGGACCGGGUGGGGCGAAGUAUCAAAGACCUGGCUGGGCUCCGGGGUGACGGAGGGGGCCAGCCCUCGUCCCAGCACUCUGGUCUCAGUCCAGAGGGCAAACAUGUCUGUGGAUCCCUUAUCCAGCAAAGCCCUGAAGAUCAAGCGCGAGCUGAGCGAGAACACGCCGCACCUGUCGGACGAAGCGCUGAUGGGGUUGUCGGUGCGCGAGCUGAACCGGCACCUGCGCGGGCUGUCGGCCGAGGAGGUGACGCGGCUCAAGCAGCGGCGCCGCACGCUCAAGAACCGCGGCUACGCGGCCAGCUGCCGCGUGAAGCGCGUGUGCCAGAAGGAGGAGCUGCAGAAGCAGAAGUCGGAGCUGGAGCGCGAGGUGGACAAGCUGGCGCGCGAGAACGCCGCCAUGCGCCUGGAGCUCGACGCGCUGCGCGGCAAGUGCGAGGCGCUGCAGGGCUUCGCGCGCUCGGUGGCCGCGGCCCGCGGGCCCGCCGCGCUCGUGGCGCCCGCCAGCGUCAUCACCAUCGUCAAAUCGGCCCCGGGCCCGGCUCCCGGCCCCGCCCCCGGGCCCGCCCCUGGCCCCGCCCCCGCCGCCUGCUCCUAGUGCCCGCCGCGCCCCGCCCCGGCCGCGCCCCACGCCCCGACCACGCCCCUCCGGCCCCAGCGCCCCUCCCAAAGUGCCUGAGCGCAGUCUCUGUCCCCAGCUGCCAUUUCUCUGCAGCCACCAGCCCCUGUGGUGAUGACACAUUCCCUCCCCAGAGCCAGUCUUCCUCGUGCCGCCCCUGAAACUAGGACCUGAUGGCCCCGGGGAGGGGUAACUUUGGUGAGAUAGGAGGUAGGGUAGGGGCGGGGGUCUGGGGUCUCCCUAGGCUGAAAGUUCAGCCUUCUUAGAUUGGCGGAUGGGAUACAGAGCGGAUUAGAGAAGGGCUGUCGGGGAGAAGAGGGCCACCCCUCGUCUUGUAAACUGCUCAGAUUGUGCCAGUGGCCCUCCCCAGCCUCCCAGGAUUCAGGACUAGGACUGGCCUUGCAUGUGUCUUGUGGGGCUGACUCGCUGGAAAGCUGAUGCUCCCACCUGUGCUUUGGGCCUGGGGGUGCCUGGCCUUCCAAAGCUGGGAUAGUCGUUAGAAAUGGCUUAGUGAAACCCAGUUAACAGAUGGGGAAACAGGCCUCCAGCGGAUGUGACAGUGCCCAAGGCCACAUAUCUUUAGCGGUUAAACUGGAAUUCAAAGCCAGAUCUUCCCACUGCUGCCUGGAGAUUCUAGCUGUGGUUGUCAGGGGGACGGUGGACAGGGACCGAGAAAGUGGUGGAAGGGCCUCCCUGGCUGGGAGACAGCUGUGAGUCAGGGGAAGAGAAGUAGAGGGAGAGAGAAGGUGACGCAGACAGAACAGAGGGAAGGAGAUGGCCUGGUCAACCCUGGGCUCUCCCUGCGGCCAGGGAGCUGGCCAGCCAACAAAAAAGGGACCAAGGAGGUGACCACUGUGGCAGGUGGGGAGAUGAGAAGACAGAUCCUGGGGUCCUGCAGCCUGGGGUGGGGUCCUUAAAAGGAAAGGGUCCCACCUCUCCCCCUGUGAGUGUCCACUGUGGGGUAAGGGCUGACCACUGCCAUUGAUUGCUGUUCUCCUGGGAAGCCCAGCCCCAGCCCCUCCCCCCACGCUGUAGACAGUUGCCCUCCCGCUGUUUAUUUAUUACACGAAUCUAAAUUAUUCUCCCCAGCCAGAGGCAUAGCGCCCACUCCCUGGAAAGUGGUGUGACCCUCAGCUGGACUUUAUAUUUUAUAUCUGCAAAUAAAUCACAUUUUAUCUUAUAUUUAGGGAAAGCCGGAUGGCAAAAACAACCAAAAAAUGUUUAAAAAAAAUUGCCCGGCCCCCAGAAUUUAUUUAUUUUCUGACUUACAGUAAGCGAGUUAUGCGCCUUCUGUAUUUUGUAGACUUUCUGAAUAAAGUCAAGUUUUCUUUUUCCACAGUGAGGAA